Molecule: messenger RNA, 1431 nt
Organism: Trichomonas vaginalis G3
Lineage: Eukaryota; Parabasalia; Trichomonadida; Trichomonadidae
Product: keratin-associated protein family
Exons: 1
Coding region: 1-1431 (476 amino acids)
Source: RefSeq, a predicted model, not a curated record
AUGAAGAGAAUAAAUGAAAAAGGAAUUGGUGAUAUCAUUAAUGUCAGCGAUGUAAUGAUGAAAAGAAAUUUUGACUCAUUAUUUACAAAACCGAAAACAGAAUAUAGUCUUUAUGACGUAAUUACCGAAUUAAUGAAAAAGAUUAAUGAUAAUAAGAGUUCUGGCGGAAGAGUUGAAUUAGAAGUGAAUGAUGUUAAUGAGAAAUUAGCCGAAAAAGCAGACAAAAAUGAGCUUUUAGCUCUGAGUGAUAAAGUCAAGAACCACGUUCAUUAUAUAACUUCAGACGAACAGAUUAUAACGGACUACCAUGGAUAUUUAACACGAAGUGAUGAAGCGAAGACAAAAAAUGUUAAUGAAAGAAGAUAUAAAUACAUUCGUGCUAAAGGUUAUGACAUAAGCUGUACUGUACAGUAUGAUGUAGCUAAAGCACCAGAAGCAUUUGGUUAUACUGGUGAAAUUUAUGCCUCUACUUUCAAUGUUAACGGUGUAUUAGUUGAACCAAGAUUUAUGUUGAGAGUUAAGACAAAAAUAACGUUUGAAGAUGCUAUUAAAAGUAAAGCUGACAAAGAUGAACUUAACGCAACGAACAAAGUUUUGAAAUCUCAUAAACACAAUAUCUCUGAUAUAAAUGAACUUCAAGCUACAUUAAAUAGUAAAGCUGACAAAGAACAUACACAUAAAUCCUUCACUACUGUUAGAGCAGACGACAUAAUAUUGAACUAUACCCUUGGUUCAAGUGCACCUUUAGAGAAUCCAAGUACAAGCGUAAAAGAUACACUAAACAAUUUAGAUAACAGAUGUAUGAACAUUGAAGGUCAUGCCAGAAACUUUGAAGCAUAUGAACUACCAGCAAUGUUAGAUAAGAAAGCUGACAAAGAACAUACACAUAAAUCCUUCACUACUGUUAGAGCAGACGACAUAAUAUUGAACUAUACCCUUGGUUCAAGUGCACCUUUAGAGAAUCCAAGUACAAGCGUAAAAGAUACACUAAACAAUUUAGAUAACAGAUGUAUGAACAUUGAAGGUCAUGCCAGAAACUUUGAAGCAUAUGAACUACCAGCAAUGUUAGAUAAGAAAGCUGACAAAGAACAUACACAUAAAUCCUUCACUACUGUUAGAGCAGACGACAUAAUAUUGAACUAUACCCUUGGUUCAAGUGCACCUUUAGAGAAUCCAAGUACAAGCGUAAAAGAUACACUAAACAAUUUAGAUAACAGAUGUAUGAACAUUGAAGGUCAUGCCAGAAACUUUGAAGCAUAUGAACUACCAGCAAUGUUAGAUAAGAAAGCUGACAAAACUUAUGUAGAUGAAAAUUAUGCAAAGAAGUCGGAAGUAAAUGCUGCGCUUAAUGGAAAAGCCGACAAGAACCAUACACAUGAAGAAUUUCAAACAAUCAAGAUUAAAGAAAUUAAGCAUACAUUGAAGAAGUAA